Messenger RNA from Osmia bicornis bicornis, 2201 nucleotides. It is a transcript of the gene DCP2, whose product is annotated as m7GpppN-mRNA hydrolase. The coding region runs from base 162 to 1544 and encodes 460 amino acids. The record is from RefSeq and is a predicted model, not a curated record. Lineage: Eukaryota; Metazoa; Arthropoda; Insecta; Hymenoptera; Megachilidae. The transcript has 5 exons. Gene Ontology annotation, molecular function: 5'-(N(7)-methylguanosine 5'-triphospho)-[mRNA] hydrolase activity; manganese ion binding; RNA binding. Gene Ontology annotation, cellular component: P-body; cytoplasm. Gene Ontology annotation, biological process: deadenylation-dependent decapping of nuclear-transcribed mRNA; nuclear-transcribed mRNA catabolic process, nonsense-mediated decay.
UUCGGCCAUAAUUACGAGAAGAAUACAUCAGAUGGCAGGAGUUAAGCUGAAAAAAGAAAAAAAACGAACAACAUUAGUGAGGUUUUAUCGUAAAAGAACUGAUAUUAUACAACUAAAGGUGACGUGUAAUAAACAGGAAAAUUAUUUUAACAGUUGCUGAAAUGACGGAACAUUCGGUACCAUCCGAUAUUUUAGACGAUUUAAGCAGUCGAUUUAUUAUCAACGUUCCGGAAGAAGAAAGGAAAGAUUUGGUUCGGAUAUGUUUUCAAAUUGAAUUAGCUCACUGGUUUUAUUUAGAUUUUUAUUGUACCGAUGAAAAUCCGAAACUACGACCAUGUAGUAUGCGGGAAUUCGCCACUCAUAUCUUUCAUCACAUACCAUUUUUAAAACCACAUGUAGCUAACAUAGAUAAUAUUCUUGAUCAAUGGAGAGAAUAUAAACAAAAUGUUCCAACAUUUGGAGCAAUUGUAUUAAAUGAAGAUUUAACAAAAGUAUUACUUGUUCAAAGUUACUGGGCAAAGAGCAGUUGGAGCUUUCCCAAAGGUAAAGUCAACGAAGAUGAAGAUCCAUCCCACUGUGCUGUUCGAGAGGUGUUAGAGGAAACUGGUUUUGACAUUUCAAAUUUAAUAGAUGAAAACGAAUAUAUAGAAUCAGUGAUAAAUGAACAAUUGGUGAGAUUGUAUAUAAUAUCUGGUGUACAGAAGGACACAAAAUUUCAGCCAAAAACGAGAAAAGAAAUAAAAAAUGUAGAAUGGUUUUCUUUAGCUGACCUACCCAACAAUAAAAAAGAUAUGACACCAAAAGUAAAAACAGGAGUUGGUCCUAAUGCAUUUUUUAUGGUUAUCCCUUUUGUAAGGAGAAUGAGACGUUGGAUACAAGAAAAACAUUUGAGAGAGAAAAAUGUAAAUACUGUUAGAAGACACAGACACAGAUCUCUUGGAGAUGUUGAGACUGUUUCAAAAAAUAAAAGACAACAGCAAUCACUUUCCCAUUUCAUUCAAAAUGAUAUUGCCAGUUUUAAAGACGUGAAAAACUUUCGACAAUCUAAUACAUCACCCGCGCGAAAUCGUCGCGGUAUAUACGAUAACAAAAAUGUCAUAUCAAAAGCGGCAAUUAAACGUAAUUUAUUUGGGGAACAAACUGAAGAUGAAACAGCCAUUCUUGCUAAACAAUUAACGGACAGUCCGCGAGGUCAACAGCCGUGCACAUUUUUAAUGGACCCUGCUAUUCAGUCGGUGAAGUGCAACGAUUUUAGCUACAAAGCACAAGCUUCGACAAACGAAGUAAAAGAUCAAGCAUCGGAUGAUCUUGAAGAUCGUGAAUUUUUUAAAGGAAAUAUAAAAUCUUUGUUAUUUGACAAAGCUACAAACAAAUUACAAACAGAUUUAAAAACGAUACCUUCCCCGUUUAUGAUAAUGAAUCGUAGGUCAUCGCGCUUUCUUUCUGAUAAUUAUAUGGAAACUCAACAACGUUCUACGGAACUAAGUUCAGUGAUUUGGGCGCACUUUAAGUUCGAUAAGGAAGCAAUACUUAAUUGUUUAUAAAAUUUUAUUAAAAAGGUUUUGACAUAGGUGAUCAGUGGAAGAGAGCGAUGGUGGCAAAAGGGGUUGAAAAAGCGUAAUACUCGAUGAGUUUAUACUCGUAUUUGUACUAAAUAUAAUUUUAAAUAUUUGUGAUCUCAGUAGUUUCUUAUCAAUCUGUACUUUGUUUUCAACUGAUUUUAUCAAAUACAAUGAUGAUAUAACAAUCAGACCAUUACUAAUUUAUAAUGACUACUAGGUAGUUAAAUUCUUUUUUUUUCUUCUUUUUAUUAUCAUGUACAGUAAUUAAACAACUUCCGCGUUUAUAGAUUAUGCUACAAAAAAUGGCAAUAAAUCCCGUUUUCAGCAUGAAAGUUAUACCUUUAUUUUACAAGUACUUAUUUUUGAUAUAACAGAUUGGAAUUGUAAAUAGCUGAUAAAAACAUGCUGAGGAGCAUUCAUUAUCCGCGGAUUGUAGAUAUACACGAUCGAAAUUUUAUUUCCUACUUUAAAUGGCAUCACAUAUGUACAUACAUUGAAUGUUUAAUAAGCCAUAAAAAGCUGAUUAAAACAUUGUAUCUAUUUGUUGCAAAAUAAAAAUUUGUUUUCCAAAUAAUGUGGUAUAAUUGUUAAAAAUCUGUACAUUCAUUUAGGUAAAAAAAUACGAGAGAUCUUAAAGUC